Papaver somniferum (opium poppy) is the source of this 1195-nucleotide messenger RNA. Its product is annotated as ethylene-responsive transcription factor 1-like. Gene Ontology annotation, molecular function: DNA-binding transcription factor activity; DNA binding. Gene Ontology annotation, biological process: ethylene-activated signaling pathway; regulation of DNA-templated transcription. NCBI's taxonomy places the organism in Eukaryota, Viridiplantae, Streptophyta, Magnoliopsida, Ranunculales, Papaveraceae. The transcript has a single exon. Bases 110 to 919 code for a protein of 269 amino acids. The record is from RefSeq and is a predicted model, not a curated record.
CUUUACCCCCCAAAAAUCCAUUCAUUUCUCACAUCUCAAACCCACUGAAAAAUCAAAUCCAAUUCCAAAAACCCUAAAAAAAAUCCAAAAACCCUAAAAAAUUUCAUCAAUGGAUUAUAUGUAUGGAUUUGAACCAACAACAAAUAUAGAUCUAUUUGAAUCAAUCACGAAUCAUCACUUACUCUAUCAACAACCAUCACCAUCACAAUCAGAAAAACCAGAGCCAUUAAUGUCAUUACCAGUAAGAAACCACUCGGGUGAUUUCUCAAUUUACUGCAGGAGUACAAGUUUUUCUACUCUGUUUCCAUGUUUAAGUGAGAAUUGGGGUGAUUUACCAUUAAAAGUUGAUGAUUCUGAAGAUAUGGUUCUCUUCGGUGUUCUUCGUGAUGCUGUUAAUUUUGGUUGGAUGCCAUCUGAAUCAUCACCAUCAUCACAGUCACAAUCUCCACAGAUUUCUUCAUCUUCUUCGUUUUCUUCGCCGUUUCUGGAUUUUCCGUCAGUUACCAUUAAGUCUGAACCUGAGGAGGAUGCAACGGCUGUUAAGAAAGAGGGAGUGAAAUCGAAGAAGCAAGCUGUUGUGAGGACUAAAAUUGAAAAAGGUAAACAUUACAGGGGUGUAAGACAAAGACCAUGGGGGAAAUUUGCAGCAGAGAUUAGGGAUCCAGCUAAAAAUGGAGCUAGAGUUUGGCUUGGGACUUUUGAGACGGCUGAAGAUGCGGCUUUGGCUUAUGAUCGAGCUGCUUAUCGUAUGCGUGGCUCAAGAGCGCUUCUGAAUUUUCCGUUGCGAGUUAACUCUGGUUCUGAAUCGGUUGAGGUUGUGCCCAUUGUAAAAGCUUCUAAACGAUCUUCCUCUUCUGGUGAAACCAGUGAGUCUGCUAAGAGGAGGAAACAAGGAGUUAACCCACCCGAUUCAGCAUAGUAGUGUCCAUCUGAUGUGCAAUGUCCAUUGGAGGAGCUAGUUGUAGUGAAGAUAGAUGAUGAGAACUAGAUUGAAAUGUUUGGACGAAAUUAUUGGGUGUAGAAGGAAAUGGUGGGAUGAAGUUAGGGGGUAUCUUGUUAAGAAAAGAUAUAUCGUGGUGUGUGAGAAAAAAAGAGUGUUUUAAUUUUGUACGGGGAGUAUUUGUAAAUAUCAAAUAUAUAUAAAGGAUUAAAAUGUUAAUUAUGAAGAAAGGAUGAAACUUUUCUUGAAUGUGCC